Cavenderia fasciculata is the source of this 1362-nucleotide messenger RNA. RefSeq lists its product as uncharacterized. Bases 1 to 1362 code for a protein of 453 amino acids. The transcript has 4 exons. Lineage: Eukaryota; Evosea; Eumycetozoa; Acytosteliales; Cavenderiaceae. The record is from RefSeq and is a predicted model, not a curated record.
AUGCAAUCAACCAAAAUGAUAUUUAAUUCCUAUAAUAAUAAACAAUCAAAUCCUCCCCCUCCUCAUUCUCCAACAAAUAGACCUAUUAUUCCAAUUCUUCCCAACAAUAAUCAAUUCCAUCCUACUAAUAUUACUAAUAAUAAUGGACAAACCUAUAAUAAUAAUAAUAAUAUUUUUCCAAUUCCGUCACCAAAUCAUAAGCCUGUAAAUAUAAUGGUAAAUCCAUUCCAAUCACCACCAAUCAAUUCAAUAAAUAGUACAGAUUCAACACCAUCAAUGUCACCAAAAAGGGAAACAAGUCCAUUGCCACAUAGAAAUCCAGUUGCCCCCCCACCAUCACCAUCAAUGAAUCAUGUCAACUCACUUCAUCCACACAGUCAAAACCAUAGAAAUCUGUCUCAGAGUUGUCCAAAUACUCCUACCCUUAUUCCAUAUCCACUUAGUCCACCAUUGACCCCAGCCUUGCAUCCAAACACUAGCACCACCAACAAUGGCAAAAAAGAAAAUCAUCCUUGUACUCUAAAAUCAUGUCGAAUGUAUAUGCUCAGUCAUAGCAAGGACUUGUUUGAAAGUGGAAUGGACCAUUUCAGACAGAAUGGUUAUUGGAAAUUAAAACAAGAUAAUGAUCCAUGGGAAAUGAAAAAAGAAAAGGUAUCCAGGAAAUCUUCAAUCCCAGGUCGAGGUGAAAAAAGAAAAAAAAUUAAAGAAUCAAGUAAUAAUGAAUCUUGGGAUCUAGAAAUUCCUUCUCAUCAAUUGCAUUGUGAAAAAGAGAAAUUAUUACAUUCUGUUGAGGAUUUGAAAACAUUGUUACAUCAUUUUAAUGGAUUAAUUGAAAAACAUAAAUCUUUAGUUAAUCAUAAUAAUAAUAAUAAUAAUCAUAGUAAUAAUGAAUUAUUACCAAGUCCAUUAUCAUCAUCUCCUUCAAAAAAAACUACAACAACAACAACAACAGGAAAGACAACAUCUGGAGAAGAAUGGAAUCAUUUAGUUGCUACCUAUCACCAAAUUGAAGAGACUUUUGACAAAUUAAAUUCAAUGGACAAUUGUGAAGGUGAUGGAGGAGGAGGGGGAUCACCAAAACAAUACUCUCAACAAUCUUGUUCCCCAUUAAAUCUUGCCACACCUACAAUGGGACCAAUGCCUAGCAGCUCGUCAAUAAGUGGAGAUAGUCAAACAUCCACUAUAUCUGUUUUUUCAUCUCCACCACCCUCCCAACUAAGUUUGGAAUCUGUCUGUUCAUCAUCGUCUUCAUCUUCUUCAUCUCCACCUACCUUCCAACCUCCAAAAUUAUUACCAUCUAUACAACAUCAACAAUCAAAGUCGUCAAUGUCCAUUACAGCUUUAAUACAGGAUAGAAACUAA